Molecule: messenger RNA, 2544 nt
Organism: Drosophila obscura
Lineage: Eukaryota; Metazoa; Arthropoda; Insecta; Diptera; Drosophilidae
Gene: Cnb
Product: centrobin
Exons: 4
Coding region: 195-2297 (700 amino acids)
Biological process (GO): centrosome separation; centriole replication; mitotic cytokinetic process
Cellular component (GO): centriole; centrosome
Source: RefSeq, a predicted model, not a curated record
GACUGUUUGGCUAUAAUUUAAUGGGUUUGGUAUCUCCGAUUCCUGAGAAUACCAAAAAUACCAAAAUGCACUUAUCGAAACCACUAUCGUCACCUCCAUUGUUUACGCGUCGCCAUACCAACAACAAAAAUUGCAUCUGCCGCAGGUCGUCAGGGAUUGGGAGCAUCUGGAGCUGGUUGGAGAAUGUUUAAGGCAUGAGUGAUACCGAUACGGACGACACCGAUCUGUUGUUGCUGGUACCGCCCAACUACUACACCCAGACCGCCGAGCGUUUGCUGCACGAAGUCAAGAUGAACGCAGCAGCAGCAGCCGAUGCACUUGUCAUGCCACCACCGCCAGUGCCCACGACAGCAGCGUAUCAAUUCCUUCCGCCCAGUAAGAAAUCGGAACUGAAUCAGAUAAACGCACGCCUGCAGAACAUUGGGCUGGAUGGCGACGAUACUGGACAUUUUGAUGUGCCCUCCGAUAUUUCCACAAUCUCCACAAACACUGUAAGGACUACGGCGGGUACCAGGCUGCAGAAAGAGUUCCAUGGCGUGGUGCAUUCCACGCCCAAGGGUGGAUCGGUGGAGCCGCCAAGUCGUCGUCAUGGGGAGGAUAACAUUCUGCUGGAGAUUGACCAUUACCUGGAUGAAAACAAUACGAAUCGCUGGCAGCAACCGCACCACCACCAUCAUCAUCAUCACAGUGAUGAGCACCUGCGAAAUGUCCGUGUCGUGCAUGACGGCCAUCCGGCAGCCACUUCCUUGCCCAGCAUUCGUAUGACAUCAACAUCGGCAUCCAUUGAUGCGGCUAAAUGCCCCCGCGGCAGCCUUAGUGACAGCCACAACAAACUCAUCAGCUUGAGUGAUCUCUGGGGCAAGAGCAGCAUGGCGGGCACAGUCGUCGCCAACAACAUGCCCAAUCCUCUACUGUGCAGCCCCUCGCUGAAGGAGGAGCAGCUGCGUCGUCAGCAUCUGGAGAAAACUGUGCAAACGCUACAAUCCCAGCUGCUGGAGUAUCAGCAGCGCAUCUCAGUGGCCAUGGAGGUGGAUCGCAGCAAAGAUGAAGCCCUAAACGGGGCCCAGCAAGCCGCAUCGGGUCUCAACUUUGAGGUGCAACAACUCCGAGACGUUCUCCACAGGCUGGAGGCGGAAAGGUGUGACUCUCAAGGCAAAUUGGAAGCUCUGCAGCAUGAGCUGGCUCAGGCAGUCGGCUUGGCCACCAAGUUCCAAGAGAAGAACAAGAAGAUGGAGGCAGAUCUGGACAGGCAUCAGCAAGAGGCCAAAGACUGGGAUGAGAAGUUGGAGCAACUGGAAAUGCAACUGCAUGGCAGCAAGCGAGCCGAGGAGCUGUCCCAUGGUGAGCUCAACAAACUGAGGGAUAAAUUCGCCAAAGUCGACUAUCAGCAGGAGAAGCUAAAGGCACAGAUUCAAGAGCUGGAAACGGACAAUACCACGCUGAGGCAUCAGAAGGAAAUGCUACAAGAGUAUCAUCAAAAGCAGAAGUCCCGAGCCGAUUCUUUGGAAACACAACGAAAAUCAAUGCAAGAGACGCUGGCCAAUCUAACAGAAGUCGAGACGAACCUUAAGAAAAAGCUGGAGAUACAACAGAAAUCCCUGAAGCAACACUACCAGCAGCAAAUGGAGAAUGUGGUGGCCAAAAAAAUGCAGGAAUUUCAGAAUCAACUGGACAAAUCCGAGGAGAAUCUAAAGAGUGAGGCACGCGACCGAGAGCGCCUGAUAGCAGAGCGUGCCGUGAAGCAGCUGGAAAUGAUCAACGAGAAGAACAACCAAGAGCUGAAUCUCAUUCAGGAGAAGCACGACGAGGAGGUGGAACUGUAUCGCCUGCAGCUGGCCAAUGCCUCCAAGAAGAUCGAUGAACUGGAUCUCAAGCUCAGUGUCUACAAGAACAAGCGUGCUGACAUUGCGGAGAAGCUGCAUGGUGUUAUGGAGGCCCAGUGGCAGCAGGCCUUAGCCAUUCUCACCUCACCCACACAGAAUGCCCUAAUGCCCGCCAGUGACACGGACAGCGAGUCCCCCGAGCUGAAUAAUGCCCGUCUCUAUCCGGAAACUCCAAGGACAAGCAAAUCCCAGCGCAGCAACAAUACAGAGAAGAACAAUUUGGAUUCGGUGGGGAAGAGGGAUCCACCCUCGCCCAUGGACAAACUGGCGGCAUAUAUUGAGCUGCUGCUUAGCAAGUCGCCCAGUGAUUUUGACAAGCUCGACGAGAUUCUGGCCCUAACCGCCAAAAAGGGCGCCAAACCAAGCAAACGCAAUGGAUGUGGCAGCAACAAGGCACCGCCCUGGAAGUGCUGACACCAGGCGAUGUCUGGCAGGAUCAAAUUUGUAUUUGUAAUUUAUAGUCUGAUCAGCAUUUAUACAUCUCUGUAUAGCCGCAUCGAAGUGAAUCAUAAUUGUAUAUGUUUUGUACUUAAACGUGAAAGUAAAUUGAUUAGUUUUUGGCAAAAUAUUAUAUGUAUAGUUUAUUUGAUAAUAUCAACAAUUUGAAGGCAGCGCAGGCAUCAGUAUGCGGCACAAAGAGAAUGAAAACAAACAAAAAAAG